GUCCGUUCGGCACCUCGUUGUACGACGGAUACUACAGAGCACCUUGGCACCUUGAGCUUUAUAUGAAAUUUCUUUCUGCAGAUUUGCAAACACCGGAGUCUAAAAACAAAGAAAAAAGGGUUUUUAUUGUGCAUUGUAGGGUGGAGAGAAUGGUUCACAUGCAACGUUGUAGGCGCUGGGAAGUCGGGGGUCUCAACUGGAGCCGGUUGCUCUGGAGUCGAGCAUCUUUGUCUUCGUUCUCGUCAGUCCCUACUCUACAUCCCGCCAGCUGUACAUUACUGUCCUUUCUUUCCUUUCCUCGCUGUCUUUUCCUCUGUAUAUCACCGUCCACGCAACGCUCCUCCGAAUUUGACGGCUAUGGCUUCGCUAGGGCCGAAUGCGCAAAGGCGCUAUUAUCAACAGCAGAACAACACUCCUUCAACGACGAGGCUCUUGUCCCCAGCUUCAGGACAGGGACCAGGGAGCGUGCAGGCCGCGCUUGUCCAAACCCCUCGUGCAGUUCGUAAUAUGAACAGUGAUGCAUCCUUGGGCGACUCACGUUACGCUUCUGGGUCUCCAUCGACAUCGCACUCGAUAUCAGAAAAGUUCUCGCUUUCUCCCGAUCCUUCCGCUUGGGGUGCACAACUUGGGAUAGAUCAUGCAGAAAGUGAUGAUUUCCUACAUAACCCAGACCCGCGAAGAGACACAAAGCAUGACCAACAGAAGGACGUCUUCACCCAAAGGGGUCUCACCAAUGUCGGAUGCUUGGCUGUCCUCGCCCUUGGACUUGUCGGAUUGUUUGCUGGAUACCCGAUCGCUACUUACUUCACUAAGACCAGACAAGCAACCUUCGGUGGUUUCAACCUUGGAGGUAUCAAUGCAUCCGGACAAAUACCAGCAAUGGCUGGGAACUCGGGUCUUGUAGAUCUGGACACGCCAUCUGACGUAUACACAAAGCGUGACUACGUGAAUGGCAAAGAAUGGCAACUCAUCUGGAGCGACGAGUUCAAUGUCGAUGGCCGUUCAUUCUACCCUGGCGACGAUCCGUAUUGGGAAGCAGUGGACCUUCACUAUUGGCAGACAAAUAACAUGGAAUGGUAUGACCCUGCUGCUAUAACCACAAAAGGCGGCGCACUUCAGAUUACACUGUCGCGCAAGGAGACCCAUGAUCUUCACUUCGAAGGUGGCAUGAUGUCAACGUGGAACAAGUUCUGCUUCACUGGAGGUUUGAUUGAAACAUCAGUCAUCUUGCCUGGUGUGAACAAUAUCGUUGGUCUCUGGCCUGCCAUUUGGACCAUGGGUAAUCUAGGUAGAGCUGGUUAUGGUGCUAGUCUUGAGGGCAUGUGGCCAUAUACGUACGACUCUUGUGAUGUGGGUACCGUGGCAAAUCAGACCUUGAAUGGCUUGCCUAUUGCCGCUACUGUGAAAGGUGAUAAGUCCGUCGGUGGCGUCCUUUCUUUUCUUCCAGGUCAACGUCUUUCUCGUUGCACAUGCCCUGGAGAAUCGCAUCCCGGUCCUGUUCAUGCUGAUGGAUCCUACGUCGGUCGUGCGGCGCCCGAGAUUGAUAUCUUUGAAGCUCAGAUCACCGGUACACCUCUUACUGGUCAAGUCUCCCAAUCGUGUCAAUGGGCGCCCUUCAAUGCCGAAUAUAUAUGGUUUAAUAGUUCAGACACCUAUGAGAUCCUCGAUCCUACAGUCAGCGAACUGAACACCUAUCUUGGUGGCGCCUUCCAACAAGCUACUUCUGUUGUGUCAGAAACAGACCAGACAGCAUAUGAAGGUACUGGCGGAAACUUUUCCCUGUACGGCUUCCAAUACCAACCUGGCUUUGAUGGGGCUUAUAUCACCUGGAUUUCAAACGGAAACGUCGCAUGGACACUCAAGCAGGCAGGUAUGGCAGCAGACACUGCUGUCGAAAUUGGUUCAAGACCGAUACCUCAAGAGCCCAUGUAUAUCAUCGCCAACUUGGGCAUGUCUACCAACUUCGGAGAGGUCGAUUUGGAACAUCUUGAAUUCCCCGUUACCAUGAGCGUAGACUAUAUUCGUGUCUACCAGGACCCCGCGCAUAUCAACUAUGGCUGCGAUCCUGAGGACUUCCCAACCGAGGCGUAUAUCAAACAGUCCGUACAUCGAUGCAUAUACCAACCCGAACUUGACGACGUGGCGAGAUGACUUUAAGCAGCCGUUCCCCAAGAAUAGGUUCCUUGGCCAAUGUUAAAUCGCCAUGACAUAUACCAGCACACUUUACCCGCACUUAUUUUUCGCGUCCUGAAGCGACUCCAUCACAUUCUCUCAAAUACUUCCGAACCACAUUCCUUCUCAGCUGUUGCAUUCUACUCUUCAGAUGUAUUGCCACCCACGAUUUUCUUUUAUCUCGGACUCUGACCGAGUUGCUCCAUUGGCCUGCUAUCUGAACGCAGCUGACUCUUCGUCUCGUGGACUUCCUUUACCUUUCUUGUUCGGCUUGCCUUCGGGUAGCUUGUUCUGUUUAUUAGUUCGUCCUUUUUGUUAUUUGCACACUUACAUCGUCUGGUACCUUUCACGUAACUUUAUUCCUCCUUUUUUUUUGUCUUCUUUCGUACAUUACCUGCCAUAGAUACCUUGUACCGGUUUGGAUCUCCUUCCGAGAUACAGACCGCUAUGUAAAUAGUGCGCAGAAUGCAUGCGCUUGUUUGUAUGUUUUUUUUGAAUAUAUGUUUGGACCAUGAGGUCAUUCCGUGCC
This is a messenger RNA of Somion occarium, 2701 nucleotides long. NCBI's taxonomy places the organism in Eukaryota, Fungi, Basidiomycota, Agaricomycetes, Polyporales, Cerrenaceae. The record is from the annotation of a GenBank genome assembly.